AUGCUCGAACUUCUUUCCCUUCCUCCAGAAAUCAUCGAAAAAAUCACCGAAUACCUCGGUGGAACACACAAGAAAACCGUGCGCAGAGUGUGCAGAUAUCUCAAUGAGAUCGUUGAGCAUCAGCUAUUCUCCAACAUUGUCUUGAAGUACAGCAACUACCAACCCGAUUUGAUUUGCGAACAGCUGGAGGCCCUGGCUUCGCGCACAACGACUGCUCGCAUUCAUGCUCGAUCGUUAGAAAUUCGAGGUUUCAGUCCAGAUUCACAUCUUGGGGCGCGUUCAAGAUCGCGGUCUGUAGAACGCAAUCGUAAUUCACGGUCUCGUAGUCGAGGGCCGCUCGCAGAGGCGCAUUCAGUCAACAAGGGGCUACUCGCACAUCUCGGUCAAGCUAUUUGCUCAUUGCGAAAGGUCCAAGAAGUUUGGUGGCACGUUGGGAUGCAUGAUCCUGAAUGGGUUCAGAUCGUCGUGAUGGAUUCCCUAGUCUCCCUUCCUGCCCUAUCCGAACUCCGGAUAUCAUUAGGAGGUGGUACAGCAUCGUCCCUGAAGCUGGAGCAGUUGACCGAUCUCCGCAAAAUCACCAUCACUGGCUCUUGUCUUCAUUAUCGAAGAGAUGUCGUCUCAGGCCUUCGCACUCUUAUCUCCAACUCUCCUCGCCUUACGCAUUUGGAUGUCGGCCACAACUAUCGAUCAGACGACAGUGAUAUAUCGACUCUUCACGAUCUUCUUGGAGCAGUUCCGCCAGCUUCACCUCUGAACCUCAGCCACCUGACGUUACGCGGGUGGUGUAUACGCCUCGACGAUAUCACCUUACCCCAUCUUCGCAGUCUAGUUUCACUAUCUCUUCAUGUCAAUCUCGACACUCGCACAUUUUCGCCAUCGGACCUCGACGACUCAGCACAUGAAGAACUUCUUCGACGCACAGCAGCCUUCAGCUCCUCCACGGAAGAGAUUUGGGAUACCCUAAGAGAGGAACGGAUUUGUCUGAAGGAAUUAACAACAGACGAAGUCAACGACGCGCUUCUUGACUACCUUUCCUCCUAUUCCGGGCUUCAAAAGCUCACCCUGACCUCCGCGACCGCCCACAGUGCUAAGAAGUCCGAUGCCCUUGCCAUGAAGUUCUACAGAGAUGUCCUUCCAAAGCAUGCAGGCACCUUGGUCAGUCUUGAUGUGUGCCCCGUUUACGAAGGGAAAUGGUGUUUUGGGAAACACAACUCCUCCAGCCUCCUCCAAUGCACUAAACUGUCGAACCUCAAAAUUCACAUCAACUCCGAGGAUAUAAAUCGAGCCAAGAAACAAGAUGUUGUCUGGACGUUGCUUGAAGUCGCUGAAGAUCUACCUAAUCUAUCUCAACUCUCUAUUUCCUCUGCCGAUUCGGAAAGCAAUCGUGGCGGUCGUUCGGGCAGCAAUCCAUCCAUUGGUCACAUUUACCGCGUCAAUAAGGAGAUCUCCCAAAGUGUCACGACGUUCGGUCCUCUCGACAGCGUCGGUGUUUCAAAGAUUAUUACAACGCCUGCAAGGGACUAUGUCGCUAGGUCGGAUAAGCAAGCAGGAGAUGGAUUGUGGUAUCGCUCUUCGAUGAGUCAAGGUAGUCAUCUAGAGUUGUAG
Psilocybe cubensis is the source of this 1605-nucleotide messenger RNA. RefSeq lists its product as uncharacterized. The record is from RefSeq and is a predicted model, not a curated record. Gene Ontology annotation, molecular function: protein binding. Bases 1 to 1605 code for a protein of 534 amino acids. NCBI's taxonomy places the organism in Eukaryota, Fungi, Basidiomycota, Agaricomycetes, Agaricales, Agrocybaceae. The transcript has 4 exons.